This is a messenger RNA of Beta vulgaris subsp. vulgaris (sugar beet), 1928 nucleotides long. RefSeq lists its product as uncharacterized. Gene Ontology annotation, molecular function: DNA helicase activity. NCBI's taxonomy places the organism in Eukaryota, Viridiplantae, Streptophyta, Magnoliopsida, Caryophyllales, Amaranthaceae. The transcript has a single exon. The record is from RefSeq and is a predicted model, not a curated record. Bases 714 to 1865 code for a protein of 383 amino acids. Gene Ontology annotation, biological process: DNA repair; telomere maintenance.
CUUGACCAAUGGUCUCAUUGCCCAUAGUGAAAUAAUUAAUACUACCUCUGUUUUUUUAGUUGCAACGAUUAGACAUUUUCUAUUCACAUUUUAUAUCUAAUCGUUGCAACUAAAAAAAACAGAGGUAGUAUAUACUACUUCCGUACUUUGUAAGAAAUAACUUAAAUUUUUUCCUAUCACACAUUAUGUUCGUUUUUGCAGCAUUACGUCUAAGUGAUGAACAGUUGAAAAACUUUGCUUUGGCUGACAUCGAAGCUAAGUUACAAAGUAAUGGUAGCACCCUUCGUAAAUUUACCGGAAUGCCAUUUCCAAAUGACUUGAUUGUAUCAGAUGGUCAAAAUAAGCUCAUUAUGGAUGAGCUUUCGUAUGACCAAGAGCAAUUACAAAAGGAGUUUCAAGAUCUUUAUGCUGGAAUGACUGAUGAGCAGCGUGAAAUUUAUAAUGAGAUCAUGUCUGCUGUAUUGCGCGGUAAAGGAGGUGUAUUCUUUGUAUAUGGUUACGGAGGCACAAGAAAGACAUACCUGUGGAGAUUAUUAUGUGCAGCAUUAAGGCGUAAAGGGGAAAUUGUUUUGCCAGUUGCAUAAAGUGGAAUCGCCUCUUUGUUGCUUCCACGUGGGAGAACUGCGCACUCUAGAUUUGGCCUACCACUAAAUGUCGAUGAGAACUCAACAUGUCAUGGCAUUAAGCCUGGAUCGGACUUGAUAAGACUACUUAUGAAGACGAAGCUUAUCAUUUGGGAUGAAGCUCCCAUGAUGCAUAAAUAUUGCUUUGAAGCUCUUGAUAGAAGCUUAAAGGAUGUUAUGCAAUCAAUAAAUCCAGCAAAUUGUUAUAUCCCAUUUGGUGGUAAGGUGGUUGUGUUCGCUGGUGACUUAAGACAGAUAUUACCUGUUGUUCCCAAAGGUAGCAGACAAGAUAUUGUAUUUUCAGCAAUCAAUAGUUCUUAUUUAUGGGACUUUUGUCGUGUGCUUAGAUUGACGCAAAACAUGCGUCUUAGAAUAGGAUCUGAUAAGUCAAAUCUGGAAGAAAUUACGGAGUUCUCUGAGUGGAUUCUGAAUAUUGGAGACGGCAAAGUUGGUGAACCGAAUGAUGGUGAAGCCAAUAUAGAAAUUCCUCAUGAAACAUUGAUAUACGGAGGAGAUGACCCUAUUUCUGGAAUAGUCGAUAGCACAUAUCCUGAUCUACGAGAUAACAUCUGGGAAGCAAGUUAUUUUCAAGAAAGAGCUAUUCUUGCUCCAACUAAUGAAAUUGCUGACAUGGUUAAUGAUCGUGUUUUGUCACGCUUACCAGGUGAAACAAGAACGUACUUGAGUUCAGAUGCGAUUUCAAUGGAGGAAGGGAAUUUCGGAAUACACGAGAUGUAUUCUACUGAAAUUCUAAAUACAAUCAAGUGUGGUGGUUUGCCAAAUCAUAAUAUAACCUUGAAGGUAGGGGCACCAGUGAUGCUACUGCGGAAUAUUGAUCAGACUUCUGGGCUUUGCAAUGGUACUAGGUUAGUCGUGAAGCACCUUGGCAAUCGAAUUAUUGAGGCAGUUGUUGUAUCUGGUAGUAAUGUUGGUGAUAAAGUUUUUAUUUCGAGGAUGACACUUACCCCAUCAGAUGCAACAAAGUUCCCCAUAAAAUUUCAAAGAAGACAAUUCCCAUUGGUUGUUUGUUUUGCAAUGACAAUCAAUAAAAGCCAAGGACAGUCCUUAGCGCACGUUGGUUUAUAUCUCCCCCGACCAGUGUUCAGCCACGGACAAUUGUAUGUGGCUAUUUCAAAAGUUACAAGCAAAAAGGGUUUGAAAAUCUUGAUAUGUGAUAAGGAUCGUGGUAACUCAUCCGUUACAACCAAUGUGGUCUAUAAGGAAGUUUUUCAAAAUGUUUGAAUUGUGUAUAUAAUUGUAAUUGACACCGUUUUUUAUGUUCCAAUAAAAGAAAGUGUAAAUGUU